AUGGCCGACCCAUUCGAAGUGCGCAUGCGCUUCACUUCCCAGCUCCAACACCUCAACGCCUCCACCACCUCCGCGACCAAAGCCGCCAACUACGCCCUCAAACACUCCGAAUUCAGCGACGAUCUGCACUCAUGCAUCCUCGAGCAACUCGAGCGCAACAACAUGAACAACCGCGCGAACAUCAUGUACUUCCUCCCCGCCCUCUGCGACCUCGCGAAAGGCCAGAACGAGCUGGGAUACGUGCGCAUGAUGGAGAGGGAUAUUCUGCGGAUCGUGGAUCUAGUCGCGCCCGACGACGGGAGUGGAGCGGCUAAUGUCAGGGUCGUGCGGAAAGUGCUUACGGCGUUGGAGGGGAAGGGGUUCUUGCAGAAGCAGACGGUCGUGGAGCUGGAAGACUGGAUCGCUGGACGGGAUGUAGCGGCGCAGAGUUCGCCUGGACAUCCGACUGGUGCUACGAGCGCGGUGGAGCCGCCGGGGUCGGUGAAGAAAGCGACGCCGCAGUCGAGUGUGCGGGAUCCGGUGUAUAACCCUGGGAUCAGGUUGGAUAAGCGGCAGAUUGAGCAGCGGAUCGAGGAGGAUCGGGAGAGGCAUAAGAGGGCGAGGGAGGGGAUAUGGGCGAUUUCGCAGAAGGGCGGGACGGGGGCUUUGGUGGAUGAUGCGGAGUUAGAGCGGAUGGGGGAAGAGGGGAGUGAGGUGGACGAGGAUGAUUAUAUGAUUGCGAGGGAGGCGCAGGAGGAGAGGAGGAAGUGUUUGGAGUUUGAGGGGACCUCUUACUGUGAGCAUCUCUGUGCGACAUUGUCGAUUUUGCUGUGGGCUCCUGGACAUGACCCGGAAGCUGGCCAGACUUGA
Molecule: messenger RNA, 849 nt
Organism: Saxophila tyrrhenica
Lineage: Eukaryota; Fungi; Ascomycota; Dothideomycetes; Mycosphaerellales; Extremaceae
Exons: 2
Coding region: 1-849 (282 amino acids)
Biological process (GO): positive regulation of transcription by RNA polymerase I; positive regulation of DNA-templated transcription, elongation
Cellular component (GO): CTDK-1 complex
Source: RefSeq, a predicted model, not a curated record